GGGCGUGGCCUACGUUCAGUCCUUUCGAUGCAGGCUAGUAUCUGUUAGCUAGCUACGCAACUUAGCUAGCUAUCCGAAAUCUAACGUUAGCAAUACUGUCAUGGUAAAAAACGCUAUCAAAAACAUACAGCGUUAAUUAGAUAGGUUGAUAAAAAGUAGAGUCAACAUAACAACCACGAUCCGACAGUGAUAUAACAGACUUUCUAAGUUUCCUGUUGUUUUUUUUGUGGCUGGGAGCACCAUGGAGGAGCAAGAAAAUAAUAUGAUAGAUGUCACUGUGAAAACUCUGGACUCUCAGAGCAGGAGCUAUACUGUGAGAGCUCAGAUCACUGUGAAGGAGUUUAAAGAGCAUAUAUCUCCCUCAGUGGGAAUACCUGUUGACAAACAGAGGCUGAUCUACCAGGGACGAGUGCUUCAGGAUGAGAAAACUCUGGCAGAAUACAAUGUAAAUGGUAAAGUCAUUCACCUGGUGGAGCGAGCCCCACCCCAGACGACUCAGGCAGGAUCAGGCUCAGGAGGAGUACCUGGGACUUCAGGAGCCUCACAGACCGGAAACACCACAACUCCUCAGGCCAUGCCUCACGGAGCCACACAUGAUCGCAAUGCUAAUAGCUAUGUGAUGCUUGGUACCGUUAAUCUCCCAGUGAAUGUGAUGGACCCUCAGCAGAUUCAGAUGUCUAUCCAGCAGAUAAUGGCGGGCCUCGGGGAGGGCGUUCGGAAUACGCGAGUCAGCAGCAGUAAUGGGAACAAUGGCUCAGUGAAUGUGAAUGUUGAUAUGGAUCAGACACUGCAAAGUGAACCCAGGCUGCGGCUACUCCUGGCUGAAAAUUUGCUGCGAGACACCAUUGCCCUGAUUCAGAGACUGGAGGGAGAGCCCAUGGAUGGUUCUUCAGCUCAGAAUUCUGCUCCUCCACCUUCUUCAUCCACCUCUACACCAUCUCCUCCCGUGCAGCCCAUGGACACGUCCCCUCCUCCACACAGCUCACCUCCAUCAUCCUCUACCUCCACUCAGACUGACAAUGCACCUCCUCCUCCUCCUCCUUCAGGCCCCAACCACCCGAGCCCUGCGGAACUGGUCGAGAUGUUAGGAGAGCUAAGAAGAGUAGAAGAGAGGCUUCAACCAUUCAUCCAAAGAGCUCACUCCAUCCUGGAGGCAGCCACCACUGCUGAUUAUAACAAUAAUACACAGGAGAGAGAGGAGGACCAGCAUGUUCUAAAUCUGGUGGGAGAAGCUCUUCGGCUCUUAGGGAAUGCUCUGGUUGCCCUGAGUGAUCUACGCUGUAAUCUGUCGAGUGCGCCUCCUCGUCACCUGCAUGUGAUCCGGCCCAUGUCUCACUACACUUCCUCUGUUCUGCCACCAGGUGGCAUGCAUCACAUGCCCAUACAGGUUAAUUUGGGGACCACAGUGACUAUGUCAACUAAUGGCAGACCAGCAGCUGAAAGUCAGCCUCAACCUGCUGAACAAUCAGAACAACCAGGCCAGGGACAAACGCCCACCCCACAGCCAGGUAUGGCCAAUCAACAGACUGGACAGCCAGGGCCCAGAGUCAUACGAAUAAGCCAUCAAACUAUGGAGCCAGUGGUGAUGAUGCAGAUUAACAUUGAUGAUAAUGGAAGCAAUGCCCAGCCCACUGGACAGCAGAAUGCUGCUGGUACUGGACAGCCUGGUUCCACUCCUAUACAGAUACCUGGCUUACCUCCAGAAUUUAUGCAAGCGAUUGUAAAUCAAGUUACUCAACAAGCUAUGGCCAUGGCAAAUGCUGCUGCUGCUGCUGGUCAACAUACCCCAAACACUGGCAGUACAGGCUCUGCCCCUGCUGGUACAGGCUCCACACCUGCCGGUACAGGCCCUGCCCCUGCCAGUACAGGCCCUGCCCCUGCCAGUACAGGACCCACCCCUACCGGUACAGGCCCCACCCCUAGUAGUACAGGCCCCACUCCUGCCAGUACAGGUCCUGCCCCUGCCAGUUCAGGCCCUACCCCAGCGGGUACAGGCCCUACUCCCCCUCCCUUUCCCCCUCACCCACAUCAAGCUAGGUUUGUAUUCACCAUGCCUUCCUUUCCUAACCGCAUGGCAAAUCCUUCCUUUACCACCAGAGGAACAACCAUCAAUGUGCGAACUGCUGUUCCUCCUAUGAUGGGCCAGCAUCAAGGCCAGGCUACACCAAUGAAUCCAGCUGCUAUUAAUCAAAUGAUUAGUGGAAUGAUGGGACAGCUCUUGACAGGGGUUUCAGGCCAGAUGCCCACUGAGGCCACUACCUCCUCUUCCUCUUCCUCCUCUUCCUCCUCCUCCUCCUCAUCAUCAUCCUCACACACAUUCACAUUUUCCACCUCUUCUUCCUCCUCAUCAUCUUCCUCAUCCUCAUCCUCAUCCUUUACCCCAACAUCAGUACCUACCACCAGUGCCUCAGGACCCACACACUCCACAAGCACCACUGCAAGCAGUGCUCCCCAGCCUGGACCUUCCCCCACACCUGCACAAGGGCCUCCCCUUGUGGGCAACUUGGACCAGCUUCUAGGCUCUGUCCUAGGAGGGGUCGCUGCUGCUGGCCAGGCUCCAGGAGCAAAUCCUUCUGUUACUGUGACAAUGCCAGGAAUACCUGCCUUUAUUCAAGGAGUCACUGACUUCAUACAGGCUUCACAACAGAGCCAUGUUCAGCCCCCUACAGCUCAACCAUCAGGCCCCACUCCUACUCCUCCAACUGCUGAACCACAGUCAGAGGCUGCAGGAGGUGCUGCAUCUGAAGAAGUCAUGAACACAGAGCUGUUCACUGGGAUAGUGCAGGGGGUCCUUUCCACUAUGAUGGGCUCCUUAGGUGCCCCACACAGCAACACUGAGAGCAUUGCUCAGUUCAUUCAGAGACUCUCCCAGACCAGCAACAUUUUCACCCCGAGUACAGGAGAAGCCAUGGGUUUCUUUGGCGACCUGUUGACCCUUGUGUGCCAGAACUUCUCUAUGGUGGACAUGGUGCUGCUGCUCCACGGUCAGUCUCAGCCACUGAGCCGUAUCCAGCCCCAGCUAGCCCAAUUCUUCUCAGAACACUAUCUGCAGGGAAGAGAACCCUCUGAAGCCAACAUAGCAGCAGCUGCUGAUAAUCUAAUCGGGGAACUAGAUGAAUACAUCACAGAGAGUUUUUCAUCCGUUACAGUACGGGAUGGAGUGGACAUCACCCAGACAAACCGAUCAUUUCUUAGACAGCAGCUUAUAGACAUUGCUACACACAUUCUGCAAUGCACAGAUCACACGUUUGGACCACGCUUGCUGCAGCUGUGUAACCGUGCACUGUUCGAGUGUCUGGCCCUCAAUCUUUACUGCCUGAGAGGAGAGCAAGGCGCCCUUACAGCAGUCAUCAAUAACCGCAUCAGGACCAUGUCUGCAGAGGUGAACCCUAGUAUAGUGAGCUGGUUGACCAGUAUGAUGACGAUGAGACUGCAGGUCAUUUUGGAACAUAUCCCGGUCACGGAGGAUCAAAUCCUGCAUUAUGUUGUCCACACUCAAGGUGAAGAGGCAAGAGAGGCACAUGAGUCAGAGAGUCAUCCGAUGGAGAUGGAUGAAACACUGUCUCCCACUCCAGCUACCACAGCAGAGGAGGCAAUGGUAAGCUCACAGGAGGACGGGGCAGUUGGAGGUUCAGCUGGAGAGACAGGGGAAGCAGCAGGUGGAGAGGAACCUGGAGAAGAAGCUGAGGCUUGGGCAGCUGCCUUACCUCCUGAGUGGGUGCCCAUUAUCAGACAGGAUAUAAACAGCCAGCGGAAAAUGAAGGCCCAACCUCCUCUAUCUGAUGCAUAUCUGCAAGGGAUGCCUGCAAAGCGCAGAAAGACAGCACAGAGUGAUGGCCCCAGACUCACACUUUCUGAGGCAGUGAGCCAAGCAGCAAGAUCAGUUGGUGUCACACCUGUCACAUCACCCAGUGCCUUACAGGAAGACCUUGAGAGACCAGAACUUCAGGAGGCAUACCUACAACAGAUGAAAAAUGACAUCAAACAACGAGUAAGAGAAGACCCCAAUUUCAGCUCUAGAAGAUUUCCCAACACUCAUACGAUGUUCUCACCAGACUCAUAACCAGCAUACAUGUCUGUACCAUGGCCCUCCUUCCUCCGCUGCAUGUGUAUGCUCUUUCAUAUUUCUUUUUUAAUUAUUUCAGUUUAAACAAGAUCUACAAUUCUCCGAAGAUUUUACACCGUCUUAUUGCCUACGACUCUAGUAUUAAAUUAUUUAGACAAGACUGCAUCAUGGAUUAUCCAAGACCGGGUCUAUGAGUGUUUUGCUCCUCUUCGUGAAAAUCAUGCACAGCUGGAAGUUGGACAAAAACAAGGAGAAUGACAAAGAUAAUGUAAACCAUGUCACAGUGUAUAUGCCAGCUGUGACUCCUGAGGCAAGGCAGUGUCACGACAGGUGCAUUUCGUAGAUCCUGCAAUGGCACGAAGCUAAUUAAAAAUAUUUCGACAUUUUCCGCACAUUAGUCCUCACCUUCUUCUUGUGCCAAGAUCAUGAUCAGUGUAUGUUUCUAAACUAUAAUUUAAUAAUACUGAGCAUAACUUUUACUGGUAUUUAAGCAUACCUUGUUUAAUCUCAUGAAGUAUUAAAAAAAGCGAUAUUGCUACAAACGUCAUUUCAUAUAAACGGUAACCCUGAAGUUGAGCGCACAAGGAAUAAAAAAACUAUUAAAGUCACUAGUAACGUCUAAAUUUAUUAAUUCUAUAUAGAAGCAGUAUGUCCAUUAAUUAAUGAGAUGUAUUAAAACCCCAUUAUAUCUUUAACUUAUUUUAUUUUGUAUUUAAUGUCCUCGAUAAGGCUGAGAGGAUAAAUUCAGACGAAGAGUUCAUUCUUUAUUCUUAAUAUUCUCUGUUUCAGAUACUUAAACAUGCAUCCAUCUGAUCGCUGUAGUCUGUAAAGGGCUGAUUCAAACAUGUCCCAGCCAUCGCACAUGCUUUACCUUAGUAAACUGUUUAUACCAAAUCUACUGAAUCUGUAAUUACUGUGUUACUGAGUUUUUCUAAUAUAUGUAUAAUUUUCUAGCGCAAGUCUUUAACAGUCUUAGAGUUUGUUAAAUGUAUUGAGCCUUUAACAGAAACUCAUCACCAUGAAAAACAGUUCUAUAUCUUUUAGACCAACAUUCAGACAGAAGAUGUAUAUUCUCGCUGAUAUGAAGACAAGAUCAGUUCAAAUGUAGAAUCUGUAACACUGGAAUUGUACCCCAACACACACACACACACACACCUCCCCAAUUCUCUCUCUCUCUCGUUACAAUUUCAGCUUGCCUGCUGUGUCAUUCAGAAAAGAAAAAGCUAUUGAAUUUUGACAUUAUGUGAAAUGACAAAAAUUAAAUGGCUUUGCAAAGUAAGCAUAAAUUUGCUAUUCGUUUGCCAAUCUGAAGCCUGACACACACACACACACACAAUAUGGCCAAAAUUAAGUGGGCACCUGGCUAUCACACCCAUAUGUUCCCUUUUCAGUAGACUUUGGAGCAUGCCUAUAAGGUUUUUAUGAUCAUUCAGCCACAGAAACACGGUCAGAUCAUUCCAAAAGGUGAUCAGUAGGGUUUAGGUCAGGUUAGCUUUGUACAGGCUUCUCGAGUUCAACCUCAAUUGUGGCUACAGCAUACAAGGA
Messenger RNA from Hemibagrus wyckioides, 5611 nucleotides. It is a transcript of the gene bag6, whose product is annotated as BCL2 associated athanogene 6. The record is from RefSeq and is a predicted model, not a curated record. Gene Ontology annotation, cellular component: BAT3 complex. The transcript has 25 exons. Gene Ontology annotation, molecular function: misfolded protein binding; polyubiquitin modification-dependent protein binding. NCBI's taxonomy places the organism in Eukaryota, Metazoa, Chordata, Actinopteri, Siluriformes, Bagridae. The coding region runs from base 242 to 4063 and encodes 1273 amino acids.